UUCCCGGAAUGUGGUUUCUAUGGAAUGUAUGACAAAAUUCUGCUCUUCCGCCAUGACCCUACUUCUGAAAACAUUCUCCAGUUGGUGAAAUCAGCUGCAGAUAUCCAAGAAGGAGACCUGGUUGAAGUUGUCUUGUCAGCUUCUGCUACAUUUGAAGACUUUCAAAUCCGUCCCCAUGCUCUUUUUGUUCAUUCGUAUCGAGCUCCAGCCUUUUGUGACCAUUGUGGAGAAAUGCUAUGGGGGCUGGUGCGUCAGGGGCUCAAAUGUGAAGGAUGUGGUCUAAAUUAUCACAAGAGAUGUGCAUUUAAAAUCCCUAACAACUGCAGUGGUGUACGGAAAAGGCGCCUGUCAAAUGUGUCCCUCACAGGACUCGGCACUGUUCGGACAGUUUCUGCAGAACCCUCACCCAGCAUGCCCGAUGAAGCCCUUCUGCAAAAGACACCAUCAGAAUCAUUCACUGGGCGAGAGAAGAGAUCGAAUUCACAGUCAUACAUUGGACGACCUAUUCAGCUAGACAAGAUCUUACUGUCCAAGGUUAAAGUGCCUCACACUUUCGUCAUCCACUCUUAUACACGGCCAACAGUUUGCCAGUACUGUAAGAAGCUUCUUAAAGGGCUUUUUAGACAGGGUUUGCAAUGCAAAGACUGUAGGUUCAACUGUCACAAACGCUGUGCUCCUAAAGUGCCAAAUAACUGCCUGGGGGAAGUUGCCAUUAAUGGAG
Molecule: messenger RNA, 721 nt
Organism: Nestor notabilis (Kea)
Lineage: Eukaryota; Metazoa; Chordata; Aves; Psittaciformes; Psittacidae
Product: serine/threonine-protein kinase D1-like
Exons: 5
Biological process (GO): protein phosphorylation
Molecular function (GO): protein serine/threonine kinase activity; ATP binding
Source: RefSeq, a predicted model, not a curated record